AUGGCAAGCCCUUACGACCGGAGCCAGCUCGUCAGCCAAGUCACCGUCAUCCUAGCCUGUGGGUCCGAAUCCAUCAGCAAUUCUGCUCAGCAUGGAAAAGUCAUCAAGCGUGCACAUCCGUGA
This is a messenger RNA of Plenodomus lingam JN3, 123 nucleotides long. The record is from RefSeq and is a predicted model, not a curated record. Lineage: Eukaryota; Fungi; Ascomycota; Dothideomycetes; Pleosporales; Leptosphaeriaceae.